CUCGGGCUGCUGGUAAAGUGAAGCGCGCGGUGGGGCCCCGGUUCGCCUCCGAGGGCUCUUGCGCCUCGCAACGGCGAUGGCUGCCGUUCCCGGGGAGUCCGCGGCCUGGCCUCGGUGUCCGUAAGGAUGCCUGUGACCGUGGGCCCAUAUGGGCGGUCGCAGCCCAGCUGCUUUGACAGAAUAAAGAUGGGUUUCAUGAUGGGCUUUGCAGUGGGCAUGGCUGCAGGAGCACUGUUCGGCACAUUUUCCUGCCUCAGGAUUGGCAUGAGAGGACGAGAGCUGAUGGGUGGAGUUGGCAAAACGAUGAUGCAAAGCGGUGGGACGUUUGGGACAUUCAUGGCCAUUGGUAUGGGAAUACGCUGCUAAUCUGGAGUUUGGGAUUUAUCCCAGAGUUCCUCCACCAGCCAUUCCUCUGCUGUACAAUAAUAAAAUCUUUAGAUACCUGGAA
Messenger RNA from Passer montanus (Eurasian tree sparrow), 448 nucleotides. It is a transcript of the gene ROMO1, whose product is annotated as reactive oxygen species modulator 1. The record is from RefSeq and is a predicted model, not a curated record. The transcript is spliced from 3 exons. Gene Ontology annotation, cellular component: TIM23 mitochondrial import inner membrane translocase complex. Bases 127 to 366 code for a protein of 79 amino acids. Gene Ontology annotation, biological process: protein import into mitochondrial matrix; protein insertion into mitochondrial inner membrane. Lineage: Eukaryota; Metazoa; Chordata; Aves; Passeriformes; Passeridae.